AUGGCCAGCGUUGCUGCAUGCAAUGCAGCCAUCACUGGCUGCGAGAAGGGGGGCCAGUGGCAGCAGGCACUGGCAAUGCUGCAAUACAUCCGGGAGUUGAGGUUGCGAGAGGAUGUGGUCAGCUACAACUGCACCAUCAGUGCAUGUGAGAAGGGCGCCCGGUGGGAGCAAGCUCUGCAUUUGGCGGAGAACCUGCUGUCGCGGGGCCUUCUCUCCGAUAUAGUCACGUCCAGUGCUGUCAUAAGCGCAUGCCAAAAGGGCCAACACUGGCCGGAAGGAUUGGUACUGUUCUCAAGCUUGGGGCAGAACCUGCUACAUCCGAACGUGGUUACCUUUACGGCUGCGGUCAACGCCUGCGACAAGGACAGUCAGUGGCCUUUGGCGAUUGAUCUGCUCGAGCAACUGCAGGAGUUGCGGCUGCAAAGCGACACGGUGGCCUAUGGGGCGACCCUCAGCUCUUGUGAGAAGGGCUUGGAAUGGGAGAUUGCCGUUCAUCUGCUUGCGGAGAUGUGCAUGCGGCGUGUGCAGCUCAGCAUUGUCGCCUGCAGCUCAGUGCUCACAGCCUGCGAGAAAUGCGGCCAGUGGCUUUGGGCUUUGUCACUCCUUGCAGACUUGCAUCUUCGACGCAUGCGGGUAGACGUCAUUGCACAUAACGCUGCCAUCAGUGGAUGUGGGCGAUGCAGUGCGUGGCAGUGGUCCUGCCAGCUCUUGCAAGACCUGCUGAUUGGAGCAAUGAGCCCUUCUUCCGUAACAUGCAACUCUUGUCUGGGUGCCUGUGGAGCGGGAUUUCAAUGGCAAAGUGCACUGCAGGUGUCGACGGAACUAGACCGAGGGUUACGCCGGGACACUAUCACCUAUAAUUCUGCGAUCUCUGCUUGCCAAAAGACGGGGGAGUGGCAGCAAGCACUGCAAUUAGGAAGUGAUGCACGAACACAGGCGAUCGCGACAACGGCGAUAACGUAUGCUACGACCAUAGCUGCAUGUGGAGAAGAAGGCUUGUGGCAAAGCGCUUUCCGUCUCCUGUGCGAACUGAAACAAGAGCGACUGGAGCUGUCUGUAGCUUCGUCCGGUGCUGCCAUCAGUGCUUGUGGCCAGGGCAAUCAGUGGGAGCAGGCGCUGCAACUCGUGGAGCAAAGCAUAGAGGCAUGCGUGCAAAGCACUGUCGUGAUGUUCAGUGCCGUGAUGACCGCCUGUGAGAAGAGCGAGCAAUGGAGCUGGGCCUUGUUCGUCUUCGACCAGCUGCAUCAAAAAUCCAUGGAACCCGACGUCGUCGCUUACAACGCAAGCGUCAGCGCAUGCCAGAAAGGACGCCGAUGGUGGCAGGCUAUGACAAUCCUGGCGGGUAUGAGUCAGUCGUCGGUGGAUGCGACGAUCGCGACAUAUAAUGCUUGCUUAAUGGCUUGCGAGCAUGGCUUGCGAUGGACAUGGGCUCUGAGUUUAUUUUCAGAAUUAGAAACUUGCAACUUGCAAGCUAAUCCAGUCACGUACGGGUCUGUGAUCUGCUCCUGCCGUGCCAGUGCUCAUCCGGAGCUUCUGCCGCCACUUCUUGACUGUCUGGCGACAGCUUAUAGACUGCUCACACCAAAGAAUUGA
Molecule: messenger RNA, 1593 nt
Organism: Symbiodinium sp. CCMP2456
Lineage: Eukaryota; Dinophyceae; Suessiales; Symbiodiniaceae
Source: the annotation of a GenBank genome assembly